Molecule: messenger RNA, 2234 nt
Organism: Odocoileus virginianus texanus
Lineage: Eukaryota; Metazoa; Chordata; Mammalia; Artiodactyla; Cervidae
Source: RefSeq, a predicted model, not a curated record
UGAUCACCCACCGCCCUAAAAAUAAUCCGCUCGGCGCCCGGCGCGCUUCGGCUGGGGGAAGGAAAGCGCUGGCUUCGGGGAGUUCUGCGUCCGGCUUUGAAAUUUAUACUUAAAGACAGAGUAGGAAGCUGGUGUUUUGAAGGUAAAGCAAGUGCACCAGUGGGGGUUUGAAGCAACGUCAAGCCAUUGCCCAAGAGUGAACUAUAUCAGAAGAAAUGAGCCUUUCAUUCUGCGGUAACAACAUUUCUUCCUAUAAUAUCUAUGAUGGUGUGUUACAAAAUCCCUGCUUUGUGGAUGCCCUCAACCUGGUUCCUCAUGUCUUCCUGCUGUUCAUCACUUUCCCAAUAUUGUUCAUUGGGUGGGGGAGUCAAAGCUCGAAGGUACAAAUUCAUCACAACACAUGGCUUCAUUUUCCUGGACACAACCUGAGAUGGAUCCUUACAUUUGCCCUCCUGUUUGUGCAUGUUUGUGAAAUAGCGGAAGGCAUUGUUUCAGAUUCACGGCGGGAGUCGAGGCAUCUCCACCUCUUCAUGCCUGCGGUGAUGGGAUUUGUUGCUACCACCACAUCCAUAGUAUAUUAUCAUAACAUUGAAACAUCAAAUUUUCCUAAGUUACUUUUAGCCUUAUUCCUGUAUUGGGUAAUGGCCUUUAUCACAAAAACCAUAAAGCUGGUCAAAUAUUGGCAGUCUGGUUGGGGAAUAUCAGACCUGCGUUUCUGCAUCACAGGCAUAAUGGUCAUUUUGAAUGGACUCUUAAUGGCUGUGGAGAUCAAUGUCAUUCGGGUCAGAAGAUAUGUGUUCUUCGUGAAUCCGCAGAAAGUAAAGCCCCCUGAAGACCUCCAGGAUCUGGGUGUGAGGUUUCUCCAACCAUUCGUGAAUUUACUGUCCAAAGCAACCUAUUGGUGGAUGAAUACACUCAUCAUAUCCGCUCAUAAAAAGCCUAUUGAUCUGAAAGCAAUUGGAAAAUUACCAAUAGCAAUGAGAGCAGUAACAAACUACGUCUGUUUGAAAGAUGCGUAUGAAGAACAAAAGAAAAAAGUGGCAGAUGACCCAAAUCGGACUCCAUCUAUAUGGCUGGCAAUGUACAGAGCUUUUGGGCGACCAAUUCUACUUAGCAGCACGUUUCGUUAUCUUGCUGACUUAUUGGGUUUUGCCGGACCUCUCUGUAUUUCUGGAAUAGUUCAGCGUGUAAAUGAAACCCAGAAUGAAACAAAUAAUCCAACAGGAGCUUCAGAAAUCCUCUCAUCAAAGGAAUUUCUUGAAAAUGCUUAUGUUCUAGCAGUUCUUCUGUUCUUGGCUCUUAUUCUGCAAAGGACAUUUUUGCAGGCUUCCUACUAUGUGACCAUUGAGACUGGCAUUAACCUCCGUGGAGCCUUGCUGGCCAUGAUAUAUAAUAAAAUCCUUCGGCUUUCUACAUCUAAUUUAUCCAUGGGUGAGAUGACCCUGGGUCAGAUCAACAACUUGGUCGCCAUUGAAACCAAUCAGCUCAUGUGGUUCUUGUUCCUGUGUCCCAAUCUAUGGGCCAUGCCUGUUCAGAUCAUCAUGGGAGUGAUUCUGCUCUACAACUUGCUUGGGUCCAGCGCUCUGGUUGGUGCCGCUGUCAUUGUGCUCCUCGCGCCAAUUCAAUACUUCAUCGCUACAAAGUUGGCAGAAGCUCAGAAGAGCACUCUUGAUUAUUCCACUGAGAGACUGAAGAAAACAAAUGAAAUACUGAAAGGCAUCAAACUUCUAAAGCUAUACGCCUGGGAGCACAUCUUUUGCAAGAGUGUGGAAGAGACAAGAAUGAAAGAACUCUCCAGUCUCAAAACCUUUGCUCUUUAUACAUCACUCUCCAUCUUCAUGAACGCGGCAAUUCCCAUAGCAGCUGUUCUUGCUACGUUUGUGACCCACGCAUAUGCCAGCGGGAACAACCUCAAACCUGCAGAAGCCUUUGCUUCGCUGUCUCUUUUCCACAUCCUGGUCACCCCUCUCUUCCUGCUCUCCACCGUGGUCAGGUUUGCAGUCAAAGCCAUCAUCAGUGUUCAAAAGCUGAAUGAAUUUCUCUUGAGUGAUGAGAUUGGUGAGGACAGCUGGCGAACUGGAGAAGGUUCUCUUCCGUUUGAAUCCUGUAAGAAGCACACUGGAGUCCAGCCAAAAACUAUAAACAGGAAGCAGCCUGGAAGAUAUCACCUGGACAACUACGAACAAUCAACACGACGUCUGCGUCCCAUGGAGACUGAGGAUAUCGCAAUAAAG